Molecule: messenger RNA, 1524 nt
Organism: Melanotaenia boesemani (Boeseman's rainbowfish)
Lineage: Eukaryota; Metazoa; Chordata; Actinopteri; Atheriniformes; Melanotaeniidae
Gene: maip1
Product: matrix AAA peptidase interacting protein 1
Exons: 5
Coding region: 52-801 (249 amino acids)
Biological process (GO): protein insertion into mitochondrial inner membrane from matrix; inner mitochondrial membrane organization
Cellular component (GO): mitochondrial inner membrane
Molecular function (GO): ribosome binding
Source: RefSeq, a predicted model, not a curated record
GAAGACGGACAAAGAAGCUUUAUGAAGGGGGUGGAAUAAGAAGAACAAAACAUGGCGCUGCCCAUGUUCAGAGGUUGUUACAAGCUACCGUCACCAUUUAGCUCCACUCGUUUGUUUUUAAGUGGGAAUAUCGUACCGAACCGUUCCGGUAAAACGCGGCUACGUCGCUCCUCGGCUGUUGCUGCGGUAGUGACUGCGUCGCGCCCCUUCAGCUCAGAGCGGGGGGACCAAACACACAAACAGAAAGUGGUGGUGGUUGGUAUCCCGAACCCUUUCAUUUGGUUCCGAACCCGGAUCUACUACUUUCUGAUCAGAACUUACUUUGACAAAGAAUUCAGUAUUGAGGAGUUCACGGAGGGAGCGAAGCAGGCAUUCUCUCAUGUCUCCAGACUGCUGUCAGAGUGUCAGUUUGAGGCCCUGGAGGGCCUCGUGGCUAAAGAUCUGAUUGGAAAGCUGGAGGAAAAGUUCAGCUUGUUGCCACCCAACUACAAGAAAGCUCUCUCUGCAGAUCCUGAUGAGAUCAUGUAUGCGACUCCUGGAGAUGUGGGAAUCUUCUACGACGAUAACGGGAGAAAGUUUGUCAGUAUUCUGAUGCGGUUCUGGUAUCUGACGAGUGCACAGCUUCCCAAAGAAGGCGUGGAUGGAGCUCGUGUCUUCAAGGUGGCUAUUGGAGAAGGAGAGGAAGAACCAGAAACCAAAAGACUGCUAACUGCUAUAUAUGAAUUCCAGAGAGAGUUUACCAAAGGAGUGCCUCCGGAUUGGACCAUUACAAGGAUAGAGCAUUCCAAGCUUUUGGAUUGAGGUGCUUUGCAUUUGGAGCAGACGUGUCAGGAUGACCGACCUUCCCCGUAUGAGCAAACACAGCUUCAGUUUAUUUCCAGAGGGGAGAUGGGCGCUGCUUUUCAGUGGGUGGCCAGAGGACAGCGCCAGGACAAAGUUGGAUUUCUCCACCAGUAACCAGAAGUGCUGCUGAUUGUUUUCCUCAUUCUCUCUAAUGACAUUGAAAGUAACGAGUAGACCUGUAACGGAGCUGUAAGCUGUUCCUCUGGAAUAAGGCCAGAGAAAUCACGUUAUUCACUUGUCCAACUUCUGUAGUUUCUCUACAUCGGGGGUGCCCAAAGUCGGUCCUCGAGGGCAGAUUUUCAGUGUUUCCUGCUUCAACACACCUGACUCAAAUGAAAUCGAUCCAACCGCCUAUUUAGUUUUGCACAAUGACUCAUCAAUUUUGAGUCAGGUGGUUUUGGAGCAGGGACACAUCGAAAACCUGCAGGAUUGUGGCCCUUGAGGACCCGAGCUGGACACCCCUGGCCUACAUUAUGUUAUCUGAUGGGUGGGAGUUAACAGUGGGAUUAUCAGGAAGUAAAACAGUCUUUCCAAAUAAACACUGAAUAUCUUCUGACACGAUCUGACUUAAGUUUUAAGAUUUGACUGACACUUUUAAAACCUGUAAAGAGAUUAUUUUUUUUUCUUUUAAAUCGGUCUCAGAUCUGCGGCACACGCUUUCAUACUUAGUCCAGAUCUCGU